Molecule: messenger RNA, 5125 nt
Organism: Peromyscus californicus insignis
Lineage: Eukaryota; Metazoa; Chordata; Mammalia; Rodentia; Cricetidae
Gene: Fbxo40
Product: F-box protein 40
Exons: 4
Coding region: 203-2326 (707 amino acids)
Cellular component (GO): cytoplasm
Molecular function (GO): ubiquitin protein ligase activity; zinc ion binding; protein binding
Source: RefSeq, a predicted model, not a curated record
UUUAACUUUGAAACACUUGAACUAUGUCAGUUGACGUUUUCUCCCAUUCGCUUGCCUUUCCAGCAGAACUCCGGUCCUCUGCUGCAGCAUAGGCACCGGCAGCCACCUCCUUGAGACCUUGCUUACCAUCUAAGAGCUGGUAGCUGCAGAUGCUGAGUCAGCUUGUACCAUUUAGAGUUAAGAAGCCAGACGUUGGGAAGCCAUGGGCCGGGUGCACAGGCCUCCACCUGGGCAGCACAGGCAUUGUGAGGGAUGCAUCAACCGCCACUGCCAUGUUCCAGUGGAGCCCAGCGUCUCCUGCCCGGUGAUAAGCUGCCACCUGCUCUGUGGCGCUACCUUCCACAUGUGCAAAGAGGCAGAGCACGCGCUCCUCUGCCCUCUAGAGCAGGUUCCCUGCCUCAACUCCGAGUAUGGCUGCCCGCUCUCCAUGGCCCGCCACAAGCUGGCUAAGCAUCUGCAGGUGUGCCCCGCCAGCGUGGUCUGCUGCUCCAUGGAAUGGAACCGCUGGCCCAAUGUGGACUCCGAAACCAUCCUUCAUGAGAACAUCAUGAAAGAGACCCCCAGCGAGGAGUGUUUGGACACAGCCCUGGCCCUCCAGGACCAGAACAUUCUCUUCAGGUCCUUGAAAAUGGUAGAACUUUUCCCAGAAACCAGAGAUGCCACCGAGGAGCCAGCCAUGAAUGGUGACACCAGUUGGGAAGAGAUUGGAGGCGCGGUGGGGGGAGUGGAUGCCAGGCCAGGACCACACGGUUGUCUGCCAGCAACCGACGGGCCAGUGAUGGAACUCAGUCAGGAGGAACGAGAUGCCCUGGCGAAAACCAAAGAAGGAAUGGACUUGGCCAAGUUUGGCGAGUGGGAAAGCAUGUUCAGCAAGGAGCACGCGGCCUCGGUUUUAACGGGAUCCUCCGGGAAGAGAGAAGACAAGAGUGUGACUGGGAAAGAGCGGUGUUCCGGUGAUGGGAGCACACGUGAUGCAGAGGGCUCGCCCCGAGGGAGAGAACCACAGGAAAGCCCGAAGCCCCAGGAUCUUCCCGUUGCCAUGGAGAUGACAGGGCUUGCCCCCUGGCAGGAUGGUGUUCUGGAAAGACUGAAAACAGCUGUAGAUGCCAAAGACUACAACAUGUAUCUGGUGCACAAUGGACGUAUGCUCAUCCACUUCGGGCAGAUGCCUGCUUGUACGCCCAAGGAGAGAGAUUUUGUCUAUGGCAACCUCGAGGCUCAAGAAGUGAAAACGGUUUACACCUUCAAAAUUCCCGUGAGCUACUGCGGGAAGCGAGCUCGCCUGGGAGAUGCCAUGUUGAGGUGCAGGCCAAGUGAACACAAGGCCGUGGACACUUCCGAUUUGGGCGUCUGCGUGGAGGACCUGCCCAAAUCCGAUCUCAUCAAGACCACCCUCCAGUGUGCUUUGGAAAGAGAACUCAAAGGCCACGUCAUCUCUGAAUCCAGGAGCAUCGAUGGGCUCUUUAUGGACCUUGCCACCCAAACAUACAACUUUGAGCCAGAGCAGUUUUCCUCAGAGACCGUGUUGGCUGAUGUCCUCGGCACUGCCCGACCUGGGGGCCUGCACGUGGAGCUCCACAGUGAGUGCGUAACUCGGAGGCACAAUAAAAGCAGCUCAGCCUUCACUUUCACCUGCAACAAAUUCUUCAGGAGAGAUGAGUUUCCCCUGCACUUCAAGAACGUCCACACAGACAUUCAGUCGUGUCUCAAUGGCUGGUUCCAGCACCGAUGCCCUCUCGCCUACUUGGGAUGUACAUUUGUCCAAAACCACUUCCGCCCCCCUGGACAAAAAGCAAAAGUGAUCUAUAGCCAGGAGCUGAAGACCUUUGCCAUCAAGCCAGAGGUUGCUCCGGAGCUGAGUGAGGGAUGGAAGAGCGACCAGCUCUCAGGCCAUGGAAGGAAGAGCCUGAAUUCUCUAACCAGCCUGCCGCUGGAGGUUUUGCAAUACAUUGCUGGGUUUCUGGACAGCAUCAGCCUAGCCCAGCUCUCCCAGGUGUCGGUACUGAUGAGGAACAUCUGUGCCACUUUGUUGCAAGAGCGAGGGAUGGUCCUCUUGCAAUGGAAAAAGAAGAGAUAUUCUCAUGGAGGCACCUCCUGGAAAGUCCACAGUCAGAUCUGGCAGUUCAGCAGCCUCUUCUCCAAAAUCAAGAGCUGGGAGUUUAACGAAGUCACCUCCAUGUCCGAACACCUGAAAGCCUGUCCUUUCAACAUCGUGGAGCACAAGACUGACCCGAUUCGUUUGACCAGCAUGUGUCAGCCCCAGGAGCAGGCCCGGGAGAGCUUGGUGUCCACGUUUAGGGCCCGACCACGGGGUAGACACACCUAAAGAUUUGCACAGCCCUGCUCCUGGCUCCUCAGGGUUAGUGAAAUUAGGACAGUACGGUUUGAGGACACCCCUCAUAUCUGCUUCACUGGGUCUGAGAAUGUGUGAAGUCCUUCAGGCCUCAGCAACUACCCUAGGACACUAGUUUUCUGAGCCAUGGCUUGUAAGAUAGUGCCACAUUUUUGCCUUAUCUUAGUUCUUUCCUCUUUUCAUUUCCUAAAAUAGAUCUGUCUGGGAGAAAAUAAGUAACUUAAGGCCAUUUGAAAAAAAUGAACCCAAGUCCUUAGUUGACUAGAGAACCAGGAAAUUCUGUAACCAGCAUAGGCUGGUGAUUCCUCACUGAGCUAUCUAGUUUACAAACCACCUUCAAGUUCUUGGAGCAGGUACUACAGGGAUAGAGUCUGAGGUGCAGUGACCUUCCUGGGUAUCCCAGGUGGAGGGAAUUCAUCUGGAAGGUUCUAGAGCUUGGUCUUCCCUGAUGGUUAAGGGCUCUUUUAGUCCCCCCACUGCAUCAAAGCCCAGAUGCUUCCAACACAACCCAACAGAAUGGACCAUACUGGGUGAGCAUAGCAGUUUCAAGGACACCACAGGCCAAAGCAAAACAGUCCGUUGUCUUGGCAACACAAAGACAGAAAGUCCUUAAAAUGAAGGAAAGGUCAAAGAUCUCCGGGAACAAAGUAGCUCCUGGUUGAGAGCCACUGUCCUAAAGGUUGUUGCAACACCAAGUUAGGAUGUGCUCCCCUUUUAGUGUGACAAAUCCGAUCUCACAGAGCUAUUCAGUGGCCAUAACUUAAUGGGACUCUUACUUGUUUACAAAAUAACUUUUAAACAUGUGAUGAUGCUAAAUUGAGAACCAGAUGGAGCUGAUCUCCCCAAUAUGGUUUUGCGUCCUUGGGCCACCAAUGGAAGAAUAUAUCCUCCCUCCCUGGCCUCUUUGGGGAUACCUGAAACCAGGAAAGUAAUUUAUCUUAGGUUAAGUUACUCUUCCCUUAUUUGGUGCCAUUUCCCAGCAAUCCUAGAAGUUCUCAUGCUAAUGAAAAACAAGGAAAGGGAGGCAGGCAUCACCGGGAACCAGCCAGCCAAGAAUUCAAAUCAUGAAGGAGUCUCGCCAAUCUGUGAGCUGCUUGUCUGGGCAUCUGCCUCUCUGACCACGGUUCCUAGCUGGUGCAGAUGAAGAAGCUGGUGCGGAUGAAGAAGCUGGUGCGGAUGAAGAAGCUGGUGCAGAUGAAGAAGCUGGUGCAGACGAAGAAGCUGGUGCAGACGAAGAAGCUGGUGCAGACGAAGAAGCUGGUGUGAAUGAAGAAGCUGGUGCAGAUGAAGAAGCUGGUGCAGAUGAAGAAGCUGGUGCCUCUGCAAGGGGUCAGGAAGGCAGCAGAGCGAGCCCAGACUGAAAGCAUACUCUCUUUUCACCAUCGUCCUCUGACACUAUUGUUAACACGAUGCUAUGAUUCCUCAUCUUUACAGUUUGGGUUGUAUUUCACAAUGCUUUCUUGUGUGUGAGUCGUCAUUUUUCUAAAACUGUAUCUAGAGUGUUCUCUAAGAUUUUGUUCAGUGAAGAGGAGUACCUGAAAAUAGCUAAACAAUGAAGUAGGCCGAAAGAAAGCGAGUUCUUCAGGCCUCGGUUCUGACUUCUUCCCCCAGUGGAAUGGAGUUCUCAAAGCCCUCUCAGGGUUUCUUAUUAGAGGAAGAGAGAACUACUGACCACAGAAGCAAACCCAGGACUCUAGUUACAUGGGUCAGGAGCUGCAGAGAGACAGGCCACAGGGCUCUGCCUCCAAAAGCUGCACUGCUGGGGGCAACCUGGCCAAGGAGAGCAGUCUGCCACCCCCCCACACACACACCUGAUUGGGGUGUGGAUACUUCCAGUCAUACUUUCCUCCAUCAAUUCCCAUCUCAGAGCAGCACUGAGAUGAUUGGCAUCUUCAUUUUAUAAGGGAAUCCAUUGUUUAUGUUAAAGGAAACUGAGAUUUCCCCAGGUGGUCUUCCCUGGUCCCUGGAGAUACGCUCACUUUGUGGGAGGGCAGCCAUAGUGAAAGGGACCUUCUCAGAGGCACUGGGCUUGGUGAAUGAUUGGAUGAAGGAAACUGCAGAGAGCAGUAUGAGCAGCGGGUCCCCUGUGACAGAAGCAAGGCUUCAGUUUAAGCAGCAGAUGAGGAGCAUGAGGAGGAAUGUAUCGCAAGCACAGAGCCUAGACAGGAAGACACCCAUGAGCGGAGCCCUUUGAUGACCAUCACCCCCAGGAAAGGCAACCUAGAGGUGGAAAGCAGCUGAAUGUGGAGCGGGGAGGCUAGAGAACUGAGCACAUGACCUCAGCAGCUUAGGGACUUGAGAAGGAAGCUUGCCUUACCAGAAAGGGUCAAAUGGGAAGCGAGGUAGGUUUAAAAGCAACAAUACUGUACAAGUCUAGUGUGUGUGUGAUGCCAAAUCCAACUGAAAUGGAGAACACAGUCUUAUGUAUCCGUGCUGACUUAUCUCUGCAUCAGCAACCCCAGUGUGCCUCUAGUGGGAAAUAAAAGUUGCUUUGCACUCUGAAAGGUGGUGUGGAAAUUUAACUAUGUAAAUAUGGGUCAUGUUGUUUAUGCUGCGGAAUAUUCAACUGUGUAAAGUUGUGUCACAUUUGUUUAUGCUGCAUUUGUUCAAUUAUGAACAGAUGUGUUGCUGUUUCACCUUGCCUGCCUAAAGCACCUGAUUGGUCUAAUAAAAAGCUGAACAGCCAAUAGGUAGGCAGAAAAGGAUAGGCGGGGCUGGCGGGCAAAUGAAUAAAUAGGAGGAAUCUAGGCUUGAGGAAAGAAAGAACAAAGA